Molecule: messenger RNA, 1255 nt
Organism: Vigna umbellata (rice bean)
Lineage: Eukaryota; Viridiplantae; Streptophyta; Magnoliopsida; Fabales; Fabaceae
Product: NAC domain-containing protein 20
Biological process (GO): regulation of DNA-templated transcription
Molecular function (GO): DNA binding
Source: RefSeq, a predicted model, not a curated record
UAAGAGCUGUUCAUGGUGAUGAAAAAGAGCUUAUAAAUUUUGGAUGAUCUAUUUUCCGUACUAUAGUUCUGAAGAAGGUUUUUCAGUUUUGGCAAGGAAUCCGUUAAUUAAUUGGGCUGACAGUUAAGAAGAUGGAAGAAAACCUACCUCCUGGGUUCAGGUUCCAUCCUACAGAUGAAGAACUCAUCACAUAUUAUUUAUUAAGGAAAGUGUCUGACGUUAGCUUCACAUCCAAGGUUGUCGCAGUUGUUGAUCUCAAUAAAUCUGAACCUUGGGACCUCCCAGGUAAGGCUUCGAUGGGGGAGAAGGAAUGGUAUUUCUUCAGCCUGAAAGAUCGGAAAUAUCCGACGGGGCUUCGGACGAACCGAGCGACGGAAUCAGGGUAUUGGAAAACCACCGGAAAAGAUAAGGAGAUAUUUGGCGGUGGAGUUUUGAUAGGGAUGAAGAAAACUUUGGUGUUUUAUAUGGGUAGAGCUCCAAGGGGUGAGAAAAGUAACUGGGUUAUGCAUGAAUAUAGACUUCAAAACAAGCAGCCCUAUAGAUCUUCUAAGGAAGAAUGGGUGAUUUGCAGAGUCUUCCAGAAGAGCUCAGCACCAAAGAAAGCGCAGCAGACAUCAUCCUCUCAACCAUCUCAAGAGUCUCCUACCUCAAUGGCGAAUGAAUUUGGUGAUGCAGACCUACCAAAUCUGAAUAGCAUUGCAAAUUCAUCUAGUGUUGCAGCACAAAUUUACAACAGCACUGGUGAUCCCAGCAAUGUCAGCACAAACAUGAACUCGACCAUGAAUUGGCCUUCUGCAACUGAGCUUCCAUCUCUUCCAUGGCCUUCUGGGUUGAUGCUGAAUCCAAACCUUUCUGUCAAUUCAUUGCUUCUCAGGGCAUUGCAGCUUAGGAGUACAUAUCAACAAAGAGAAGCUGCAACUGGUGAUCACUUUGCAACGUACGUUCCUCAAACAUUUCCUCACAAUAAUAUUGGAACUGAUAAUCUCACUCCAAAUCUCAGUGUCUCAGCUUCUUCCAGAGCUUUAGAACUGCAGGAGCAACCAUUCAAUAUGGACUCCAUUUGGUGAAGUGCCUGUGUAAAUCGUGUAAACCUAGCUUGUGAAUUAUUGUGCUGUAGAUGAAAAUGGUUCCAUUUCUAAGUUCAAUAAUGGAAUCACUUUCUUUAAGGUUGUUAAUUACUACCUUUUCAAGAGAAAACCAGACUCAACUCUUGAUGUUGUAAACAUUACUCGUGCAUUGUUGUAAUCUGUCAAAG